Eurytemora carolleeae is the source of this 2005-nucleotide messenger RNA. RefSeq lists its product as uncharacterized. The coding region runs from base 30 to 1919 and encodes 629 amino acids. Lineage: Eukaryota; Metazoa; Arthropoda; Copepoda; Calanoida; Temoridae. The record is from RefSeq and is a predicted model, not a curated record. The transcript has 19 exons.
UUCUUUUAUUCUAUUUUCAGAAUUUCAACAUGGCGUCCAUGCACAUGUUUAUACUGUUUGGUUUGGUUUGGUUAAGUGUUGAGCAGGAAACUUGUCCUCCACAUGUUGGUCAGUUUGUAACACUAAACAAUAGACCAUAUCAAAAGGAACCAAUAGUUGUUAAAGUGAAGAAGAAAAAAGGAGAGACAGUUGGUCGAUUACGAGUGGAAGACAAUGCGUAUUAUGGAUCCCCAAAAUGUUCAAUACUGGAAGAUGUGAAAACAAAUUUAUAUAGUAACUUUAGAGUAAGAGAAGAGUAUGAUGCUCAAACAUUUAAACGUGGAAAGGACUGCGUGAUUUAUCUCAGCCAAGAUAAAUUCAUUGAAAACGAGGUUGAUAUGACUAUUCUACUUAUUGCUGAUGUUAGGCCUGGCUUGCCCGACGAAUGCCAAGUAAUAGUCUCUGCACGAGCAAGUUUUACUGUGCAAUUCUGUGCAAAUGAUGAUUGGAGUUGUUAUGAGAAAGCUUCAUCUGCUGACAUCGAAGGAGUCCUUGAUGACGAUAGGAUACAGUUUAGUGAAGAUAGACAGAUAGAAACCAAGGUUCUAGCUCCUAGUGGAGGAGUUGUUGAAAAGGGUUCUAACUCUACACAAUUAGCGGGGAUAUCACUCAGUAGUAGUAGUAGUACCAGCACUACUCAGCAAGUGAUCUAUAUUCUUCUUGGAAUACUUGGAAUCCUUCUCCUUAUUGUCCUCUGCUGUUUGUGUGCUCGGUGUAUUCAAAAAGGCAGUGAGGAAAAGAACGCCAGUAUGCCCCCCUCGCCAUCUCCUGCUGUAAAGCUAAGACAAGCAGUAAAGGAAGAAGAAGCGAGCAGAAUAAGACGUCAAACAAAACAUUCAAAACCAAGUCAACAACUACAAGGGUUUAAUAACCAGGACAGACAAGAAUACAAAGGAUACAAUAACCAGGAUAGACAAGAUUAUCAAGGAUACAAUAACCAGGAGGGGCAAGAGUAUCCAGGAUACAAUAACCAGGAGGGGCAAAAGUAUCCAGGCUACAAUAACCAUAAUAGACAAGAAUAUCAAGGAUACUUAAAUCAGGACGGCUAUCAGGAUCAAUUCGUUGUAAUGCCUAAAAACCAGAGAGUAUUCCGAGUAAUCGACGAGGACGAUUAUACAAUGCCAGGUUAUGUGAGUCGAUCCCGCGGUGGUGAGGAGGGAGAAGGAGGAGGAUAUAGUUUGAAUAUACUCAACUUGGAAGGAUUGGACUCGCUUGGAUCUAGUUAUAACAGUCGCUACAGCCGACAUAGUUAUGAGAAACAAUGGAAUAAUGGAAAUGGAUUAAGUGACAGUGAUAACAGCCACAGAAGUUAUCGCAGCUAUAGAUCAGAUAGAAGUAAUAAUACAGCUACUAGUUACAUUGAACAGGAUGAAUUAAAGAAUGCCCGAAUGAUGCGUGGUGUACAAACAGAUGCUGUUCUAGACUCUAAAAAUAUCCAGACAGACUUGGACCGAACAGAAACCAUUAUCCCUGAUCUCUACAGGAUUAAAGAGGACCCAGAGCAGGAAAACCAGGACAGGGAGGUGUCAGCACAGGUUAAUACUGAGAUAACUGGAGGGUAUGGAGAUAGAGAAGAGAAUAAUGAAUCUUUGAACCCAGAGGAUCUGGAGCAAUCUGUGAUUAUGGAGAUGCAAGAUGAUAAUGACAGUUUGUGGCAAAACUCUUUUCCUUUAAGCGAGAAUUCAUUGAAUGCAUCCUUUGUGACUGAUUCUCUUGGUCUAUCCUUUGAGUCUGAGAAUAGUUGGGAUAUGAUGGAUCAUGAACCAGGACCUGAUAUACCAGUUAAAGAAACUAAGGCGUCUUUGAUGCGGAAAAGAAAGACGACAAUGAUGAACAAAGACAAUGCUCAUGUACACUGCCACUAUCCAAAAAAACAUUGAUCAAAAACCAAAUUAUAAUCUUUUGUAAAGAUAUAGUACUUUUGUCAACAAAUAUUGUUUUUAUUUGCUGAAUAAAUUAUGGUGCU